AUGACUGUCCCGUCGUUUGAAACCAUCUUCGCGGUGCCUAUGACCUGCCAGUCGUGCAUCAACGACAUCGAAGGCUCCCUCCAGCAAUUGGGUGGUGUCAACAAAAUCACUGCCAACCUUAAAGAUCAACUGGUAUCUGUCGAGGGCACAGCAGCGCCAUCGGCCAUUGUUGAAGCUAUUCAAGCAACUGGCCGCGAUGCAAUUCUAAGAGGAUCUGGAAGAUCAGACAAAUCGCACGCACCUAAUGUAGAGAACAAAGUUCGAGGAUUAGUGCGCAUGGUUGAAGUAGCUCCGAGUAUGACUAUCAUCGAUCUGAGCAUAAGGGGAUUGUCGCCUGGAACGUACCAGGCCACAGUUCGCGAAUCUGGCGACAUAUCCGACGGACCAGAAUCUACCGGCGCCAUCUGGGAGUAUCUCAAGGCCAAAAAGGAAGACAAGCCGUGUCGGGGCAUCUUUGGAACCGUCCAGGUAGGAAAGGGUGGAGUCGGAUCUGUGUUCCUGGACAAGCCCAUCCACAUCUGGGAGAUGAUCGGACGUAGCAUCGUGGUUGCGCGAGAGCAAGACGGCAAGGUAUGCGAAACCGCUAGUUGA
Molecule: messenger RNA, 591 nt
Organism: Alternaria metachromatica
Lineage: Eukaryota; Fungi; Ascomycota; Dothideomycetes; Pleosporales; Pleosporaceae
Exons: 3
Coding region: 1-591 (196 amino acids)
Biological process (GO): removal of superoxide radicals
Cellular component (GO): cytoplasm
Molecular function (GO): superoxide dismutase copper chaperone activity; copper ion binding
Source: RefSeq, a predicted model, not a curated record